Molecule: messenger RNA, 1468 nt
Organism: Vespa velutina
Lineage: Eukaryota; Metazoa; Arthropoda; Insecta; Hymenoptera; Vespidae
Gene: Ykt6
Product: synaptobrevin homolog YKT6
Exons: 6
Coding region: 415-1017 (200 amino acids)
Biological process (GO): endoplasmic reticulum to Golgi vesicle-mediated transport
Cellular component (GO): Golgi apparatus
Molecular function (GO): SNAP receptor activity
Source: RefSeq, a predicted model, not a curated record
AGAACCACCGUUGAAGAUACAAAAUGGCUGCCUCCGUUUUUCAUCAGACUGGAAUAGAUGAACACGUAGCUGAUAAUAACAAUGGUUCAUCAAUAAACAUUUAGAACAGAAAAGGCAUUGUUAGUACUACGACUACUAUAUUGGUACAAAUAUUGCAUGAUUGACAUUGUGAAACUUUCGACAGUUGUACCUAAUAUAUAUGUAUAUACACACAUAUACAUAUAUAUAUAUAUAGAGAGAGAGAAAAGUUCUUUUAUUUGAGCUUGUAAGAUGUACAUGGUAUUAUUUUCCUAAAUUUUAUAUAUUUAUUGAUUAACAGCAAAUUGAAUCUUUAUUCGUGUUAAUAACAGCAUUGUUAAGCUGGCUAAUUUUUAACAUAAAUGUAAUCAUAAUUUUGAUAAGAAGAAGUUUAAAAUGGUCAAGUUAUACGCAUUAACAAUUUUAUAUAAAAAUCCAACUUCGGCAAUCGCUUUGAAGGCUGCUUAUGACGUUGAAUCAUUCUCAUUUUUUCAAAAAGGCAGUAUAAAGGAAUUUAUGGGGUUUGUCAGCAAGACUAUCGUUGAAAGAACUCAAAUAAGUGCUAGGCAGAGUGUGAAAGAAGGAGAAUAUAUGUGCCAUGUUUAUGUUCGUGCGGAUAACUUAGCAGGAGUUCUUAUCUCAGACCACGAGUAUCCUAGAAGAGUAUCUCAUACCUUGAUAACAAAAAUCUUAGAUGAGUUUGUAGCAAAAUAUGCACCUUCGACGUGGCCAACAUUGAAGGAGGUUACAACUGAUUUUCCUCAAAUAAAUGUUUAUUUGGCAAAAUAUCAGGAUCCUAAUGAAGCAGAUUCACUUAUGAAGAUGCAAAAUGAUUUAGAUGAAACCAAAAUUAUCUUGCAUAAUACACUCAAGGCUGUUCUCCAAAGAGGUGAAAAGCUAGAUGAUCUUGUUUCAAAAUCAGAAGGACUUAGUGCCCAAUCAAAAGCAUUUUAUAAAACGGCAAGGAAAACAAAUUCUUGUUGUAGUUUAGCCCCAUAAAAAAAAAAUCCUUUCAAUGAUAUUUGCUGAUUAUAUUUUCUUGUAUGUAGCUUGAAUUGAAUUAGCCAUUUUCCACUGUUAAGAAUAAGAAUCGCUUUUAAUUAUAAACCUUAAAUCUGGAAAUUUUACAUUAGAAAAAUGAAAAAAAGGACCACUGCCGGUUGUGUAUUAAAUGAAAUUAAAUAAUAACUAAAGUAUAUUUUACUAGUUUUUAUCAUUCUAUUAAUAUAAAACGGUCCAAUGUAUUUACUAUUAUCAGAAAUUAUUUUGCUUUUUAAGAACUUUGUAAAGAAAGUGUCUCCUUAUUCUAUUUAUUUCAGUUGGAAGUUACAAUUACAUUCCGAUAUUAAAUAAUUUACAUGUAAAAUUUUUUAAUAUAAACUUUAACACAUUAACCAAUUGGGAUGACAUGGAGAAUAAAUAUUGUAGUAUGAUUAUUGCUUGAACAGAA